AUGAGAGCAGCCAUCUCCACGCCAAGACUAGACAAAAUGCCAGGGAUGUUCUUCUCUGCUAACCCAAAGGACUUGAAAGAAACUGGCCAUUCACCUCUAGAUGACAAAACGCAAAAAAGGAGGCCAAAAACUUUUGGAAUGGAUGUGAAGACAUACUUGAGAUCUAUGAUCCCACAUCUGGAAUCUGGAAUGAAGUCUUCCAAGUCCAAAGACAUACUUUCUGCUGAAGAAGUAAUACAGUGGUCUCAGUCCCUGGAAAAACUUCUUGCCAACCAGAUUGGCCAAGAUGUCUUUGGAAAUUUCCUAAAGUCUGAGUUCAGUGAAGAGAAUAUUGAAUUCUGGUUGGCCUGUGAAGACUAUAAGAAAACAGAAACUGGUCUAUUGUACUUCAAGGCAGAAAAGAUAUACAAAGCAUUUGUACAUUCAGAUGCUGUGAAACAAAUCAACAUUGACUAUCGUACUCGAGAAUCUACAGCCAAAAAGAUUAAAACACCAACCCCCACUUCUUUUGAUGAAGCCCAGAAAGUUAUAUAUACACUUAUGGAAAAGGACUCUUAUCCCAGGUUCCUGAAAUCAAAUAUUUACUUAAAUCUUCUAAAUGACCUUCAGGCUAAUAGCUUAAAGUGAGUGGUUCCUGGCUAACAGGAAUUAAAAGCUGGUAUCAAGGACAGAAGGAAUGCACCAUUGAGACUACCGGGGUGGCAACUUAGCCUACUCUGGGUGACUCGACAGGCCCAGCGGAAGUACAAAUGACUAAGAAUGGAUUAAUGUGGAAGUCACCCAGGUGGAGAUUGAAAAAGCAUGAGCAAGGUGAACAUGGAGAGUCAGAUGGAAGGAGAUACUGUGGUUCUGUCAUAAAUCACAGUGGGACUCUGUAUUAGAAUACUUAUCAGAAAUAGGAAAGUCAGCUCACUUUGGUACACAGAAACCGAACAAUACACGAGACGUAUUAGAACAUGCUGCGAGCUUCAAGGGCAGCUGACAUGUAUGCUACAUGUUGAAUGGAUUGUGUUGGACUGCUGAAAUCUCCAUGUGAACGGCUAGUGUGAAAGUAUGUGUUUCAAAUCACCAUCGCUAUUAUUGACACAAAGGAUUUUGGUUGUUUAUUUAGAUGUAUUUGGCUUGGAGUUGAGGAAGAAAACCAUAUAUUUAACUUAAGCUAUUUCUUUUAAAACUAAGAAAUAUGAACAUAUUUAUAAAUUAAAUUAUCAAGGUGCCAAUAAU
Molecule: messenger RNA, 1224 nt
Organism: Nannospalax galili (Upper Galilee mountains blind mole rat)
Lineage: Eukaryota; Metazoa; Chordata; Mammalia; Rodentia; Spalacidae
Gene: Rgs1
Product: regulator of G protein signaling 1
Exons: 5
Coding region: 1-627 (208 amino acids)
Source: RefSeq, a predicted model, not a curated record